Molecule: messenger RNA, 2058 nt
Organism: Ixodes scapularis (black-legged tick)
Lineage: Eukaryota; Metazoa; Arthropoda; Arachnida; Ixodida; Ixodidae
Product: solute carrier organic anion transporter family member 74D
Exons: 10
Coding region: 1-2058 (685 amino acids)
Biological process (GO): transmembrane transport; sodium-independent organic anion transport
Cellular component (GO): membrane
Molecular function (GO): protein binding
Source: RefSeq, a predicted model, not a curated record
AUGUUAAGACCGGAUCUAAGGAACCAGAAUAGUCAAGAAAGUUCUUCGUCGAGCGACAACGACUCCGAGAUGGACUAUCGCUGCGGCAUGAUGUCGUACAGGCCUGACUGGCUUCAGAGAUUCGCCACGUCCAGGUACUACGGGCUCGUCUUCGGACUCUUGGGAAUCUGCCAGGGCACGUACAGGGCGUACAUGGUGGGCACUAUGUCGACCGUCGAGAAGCGGUUCUCCAUCUCCAACCGCACGUCCAGCGUCAUCCUCAUUGCGGAUGACAUCAGUCCGCUCCUGGCCACGCUGGUCUUCAUGCUGUUCCUGCGCCGUACCAGCAAGCCCAACUGGAUCGCGGGCGGCAUGUUCCUGUCCCUGAUCGGGGCGCUGUCGACGUUCAUGCCGUACAGCGUGUUCGGGGCCGGAACGCAUCUUCUGGGGACGGCGGUCUCCAAGAGUGCCGUGGAGGAGAAGAAGGCGGUGCAGUUCUGCUUCGAUGCCGCAGGCGGACUGGAGAGCUGCGAGGCACGUCGGCAGUCGGACUGGUCGACCGCGGGCGCCGUUACCUUCAUGUUCGUUGGAAACUUCCUCAACGGCUUGGGCGGCGUCGCUUGCUACGUGAUCGGCACGACGUACAUGGACGACAACGUGAAGAAGAAGAACUCGGCACUGUACUUCGGUGGAAUCUACGUCUGUCGCUUUAUAGGACCUGUCAUCGGUUUGAUGCUGGCGUCUGCUUGCCUCAGCCACUACGAGAACCCCUUUGUCAGCCCCGGUAUCACGGCAAAGGAUCCACGCUGGAUCGGCGCCUGGUGGAUCGGGUACCUGGUCAUUGGAUUCGGGCUCUUCCUCAGCGCCCUGCCCAUGCUCUUCUUUCCCAAGAAGAUUCGCUCGGCUGCCAUCGAGACUCGUCGCGAGAAAGCGCCGGCAUACAAACCCACCCUACAAAGCGAACUAACAGAGGCCGUUCAAGUUCUCAAGAGACUCGCCAGGAAUCCGAUUUACGUCUUCCGAACUCUUGGAAACAUCGCCGUGUACAUCGCCCUCACCGGCUACUACAUCGCCUUCCCAAAGUACACGCAGCACCAGUUCCAACAGACGGCUUCAAAUGCCAGCCUAUUUACGGGGCCGACGAUCAUAGUGUCCAACAUGGUGGGAACGUUCCUGGGCGCCCUGUUAGUGCAUUACUUUCAACCGAGGACCAGAAUUAUAGCGUGGCACAACGUCGUGGCAACUGUCAUCGCCAUCGGAGGCGUAGUAGCCUUGAUGGGGAUGAGCUGCGGCAAUCUGAAGUACCCGCUUGUGGAUGGCCCUAACGCUAACAGCAAGACGAUUGAGAACAACUGUAACAGGGACUGCCGUUGCUCUGCAAGCAUCCAUCAUCCAGUGUGUGACCUGAGUACAGGAACUCAGUAUUUCUCGCCCUGCUUUGCGGGCUGCCCUGCUCAAUCCUUAAACCUCACCGAAUUGAGGGAAUGUCAGUGCAUUCUUUCCGACGCCGAUGCUUCACACUUCAGCAAGGGCACUGUUUUGCACGGCCACUGCGAGCAGGAUUGCUGGCACGCCAUGGCUACGUUCGCGAGCGUGGUGUUUGCAAUUCAAGUUGUCUUUUCCACAACACUCGUUGGCUCCACGCUUCUUGUGAUCAGAUCACUGGAGCCAAACGACAAGAGCAUCGCACUCACAGUUUUGUCAGCGAUAAUGAAUCUGUUCGCUUUCAUCCCCUAUCCCCUGAUCUACGGGGCUCUGAUGGACGCCAGCUGCCUGGUCUGGGAGGAUCGCUGCGGAGGGACCGGAGCCUGCUGGCUCUAUGACCUUCCCAAGUUGCGCUAUCUCAUCCACGGGGUGACGACGGCACUCUUGGUCGUCGGCUGCCUCUUUCAGAUCGUCGUCGUUUACUACAGCGACCGGGUCACAGACUUCUACGACGACAAGCGCUCGGAGAGCGACGACAGCAACGACGUCGGAAAACCGUUGAUGGGCUCGAAAAGUCGAGAUGAGAACGAACUAAAAAAGUUAGGACGGUAUGAGACCCGCGACGAAGCAGGCUCUAGGCGCGUUUCCACGUGA